Messenger RNA from Saccoglossus kowalevskii, 725 nucleotides. It is a transcript of the gene SELM, whose product is annotated as selenoprotein M. Lineage: Eukaryota; Metazoa; Hemichordata; Enteropneusta; Harrimaniidae. Gene Ontology annotation, cellular component: endoplasmic reticulum lumen. Gene Ontology annotation, molecular function: oxidoreductase activity. The record is from RefSeq and is marked validated.
AGGAAACCGACAACACAUUGAUUCAGAUUAUUGGCAAGGCCGGUGUGAACAAGAGUUACGUAAACAUGAUGAACAAAUUGCUGUUUUUCAGCGCAUUUCUUGCGCUGGCGCUAUCAGAAGACGCUGAAAAGAAGCCAAUUAUGAGCGCCAGAGUUGAGAGUUGCCAAGGAUGACGACUGAACAGGCUUCCCAAAGUGAAGAAAUUCAUCUUUGAGGAUUUGCCUUUUUUUCAUAAUGUAGAAUUCAAAGCAAUGCCAGGUCGUAACCCUGAUCUUCUCUUACUGGAUGCAGAAGGAGAGGUCGUGGAGAAAAUUGAUCUGAGCGUAUAUGAUAGGGAUGAAUGCAAUCAUUUAUUAAAAAGCAAAGGUUUUUAUAAAAAAGAUGAAAAAGAUGGCGAAGUGCCGGAGGAGUUUAAAACUGGUCCCUAUGUGGAAAGAAUAGUGGAGAAAGAAACUAAGGAAGAGGAACCAGAAGACAAAGCAGAUAAAAGGAAAACUGGAAAAGUUGAAUUAUAAAGUGGAAUUGGAAUCUUUUUUUUAUAAAAUGGGAUGAAUUAUUGUGGCAGGAUCUUUUUCUGAUGUUUGUAAUAAUGGGGAGUUAGGGAGUCGUGGAUUUUCGAGAAAGCUUUUGUGGUGUACUUUUACAGGUGUGAUAUCAAAAUGCAAUUACAUGUAGGUAUGUGAAAAAAUGCAAGUUAAAAUCUACUCUCGUCAAUAUUACUUUUA